AUGGCCGUAUUCACUGACCUUCCUUCUGAGAUGCGCAACAGCAUCUACGACAUGCUGCUCAUCGGGCCAGCGCCAAGUCUCGGUGUCCUGGGUACCUCCAGGCUAAUACAUGGCGAAGCAGCAUCAUACUACUACCAGAACAACGCCUUCGAAGUCUCGCUCAUGUCACAGAGCGAGACUCUUCUACCACCCAUUCCUGACAGGUACCUGAAGUACCUCAGGCGGCUCACGAUCAACGUGUGCCUGACCUCCUCCAGGGUGCAUGAUUCUGCACGGCGGAUCGAGGCCCUCGCCAAUACGGGCGCCACACUCGCCAGCCUCACUAUCAACCUCAUAUCGAGGACCUCCAGGGUGCUGUCGAACAGGGUCGACGACAAUGUGCUGAGCGAGGACCAUCCAAUCGCGCUCGCCCUACAUCACCUGCUCUCCUCCAGCGUCGCCCAAUCAAUGCGCGUCAACCUAGAGGGAGUCUGGUUCGCGCCCGGUCUUGCCACAAAGCUCCUCAACGAAUUCGAGGGCACGCUGGAGGUCCUCACAACCCUAUCCUCACUCGAGCGCGCGCUGGUAGGUCAGAAGACACAGACGCAUCUACGCGCGCUCGACAUCGAUACCGAAGCGGCUACAGACCGCCUGCCUUCCCCGCCUGCCUCGCCAUCGCCAUCUGACCUGAGCACGGCGUUAUCGGAGCUAGAUCAGUUCUCGCCUAUGGAGUUUUUCGACGAGUAUACCGAGGAGGUCGAAGUUGAUGCCGAAGCGGACUUGCUGAUCGACGAGCCUAUGUUCGACGCGCAUGAUAAUGAAGAAGGGCACGAAGAGGAAUUGACGGAGGAAGAUGAUGUUGCGGACGAGGAAAUGGAGGACAUUGAUAACUUUGAAGCGAUUCUUGGUGGGUUAGGAGAGAUUGCGCAGCAAAGAGCGAACGAGGCAGACAUCAGCUACAUGACGAACUUCGCGCCGGAGAUGUUGGGGAGAUGGAUUGAGGGGACAGGUUGAAGAGUGAUGGGGUUGCGACGGCAGGGAGACGAUGAGAUACCCAAUUUGGCUUGCAUGUCUUGUAUGCGUGUUUUUACAGCGCGGUGCGUGUCUCGAUAGAGAUGAAGCUUUCGCUUGUAUUGUAUAUCUAGCUGUAGAACU
Molecule: messenger RNA, 1134 nt
Organism: Boeremia exigua
Lineage: Eukaryota; Fungi; Ascomycota; Dothideomycetes; Pleosporales; Didymellaceae
Exons: 1
Coding region: 1-993 (330 amino acids)
Source: RefSeq, a predicted model, not a curated record